UUUUGCUCCCUCAGAUUCCAGAUUUUCAAAUAGUUGUAUCUCAGACAAAUAUUGUCCUCCUAACAAACCAUACAUCAGUGGAAAGCUUAUCUCAGUUUCAGAUUGACUGGUUUUGUGGUCAAGGGUCAGAUAUAUAUACUCUCCGCAGUUAUUGCACUGAAUGUGGCAGUGUAAAAAUAGGUUUCUCUUUCCUUACAGACCUCGUAGGGUUAUUUAUUCAACUAAAGGUUCCUGCUCAGAGUUUAUGCCGUGUCAGUGAAUCAUGAAUAUCAUUGGGAAUGGUGCAGUACAAGAACAUAAAAACAUUCCCAUCAUGCCACUAAAUGUUAAAGCUUUGCUGCAGUGCACGCUGAGCAGUGAGCGUUUAGGUCCUACUGGGCUUUCAGGAAUCCAGAUGGCUGUUUCGAAAUGAGACGGCUCUUUCAACACACUUAAAACGGAUAUAAAUACAGCUUCUUCACUGGAAACGAUGGUUUCAUGAAAAACCUUUAACACGCAUGGGACCUUUUCCAUUGCAUUACAGUGGAAAAAGAAUUUUUAGGUUAUUAAAGUGUUGUUCACAUUAAGAAAAGAUGGUUCACUGAAAGGGUCUUUGGGGACCAAAAAUGGUUCUUCUAUGGCAUCGCUGUUAUUUCUAAAAAAAAACAAUAGAUUGUACACUUGACUUUAAGACAAUAUUUUAUGAUUUACAGUUUAAUUGUUAAAUAUUUUUUUUUGUAUCAAAUUGUCAAAAAGAAAAGUAGAAGUAGGUAUGGGAAAAAAAUGAACAACCAAAGUGUCUCCUAGCGUUGAAUUAAUUAUUAUUAAUUUUUGUGUAUAUUUUAUUCAUUUGUUAUUGUUUUUUUGUUUUUGUUUUUUUAUAGAAAUGGUUGUUUUAUGAUGUUUCAUGCAAAAUGAAUUAAAUUAAUUUUGUGGGUUUUGUUUUUAUUUUUAAUGUUAUUUUUAAUGCAAAUGGUAAGACCACAAUCUGUAAAUAACCAAGAACUUGAAUAACAAUUUUCUCCUUUAAUAGCUUUACAUAUAACUUUGCAUGCAUCAUGUUUCUUUUAGCUGCUUUAUUUUUAAUUCAUUGGCAACGUUGCUAGUGGACCAAUGAGACAUGGUACUGUAAAGUAUGUUGUUGUUGUUUUGCAAUUAAAGCUCUGCCAGACCAACUGUGGUGUAGUUAUUGAUAUUCAACUAAUCAUCAUAAUCAUUGUGUCCUCAGUGGCGCCUCUAGUGGACAGAUUAAUGUGAAAGUUUCGAGCUUUGUUCAGUUUGAUUCGCUCGGACGCAUCGUUCGAAUCGAACCUGUUAAAAACGCGACUCGCAGAUUCGAUCAAAUCCUCCCUUUCAUGCUUCGCGACUCGGUUCGAUCGAGUCGCUGAGAAGAACCGAUUCAACCGAACGCCGCCGCCGCUGUUCUUUGUCCUCGCGGUGACUGGCUGCAUAUGAUCCCGCUGAAUGUACAUUAUUUAUUCCUCCGUUUACACUCUGUAUUCAUCAAACAGAAGAUCUGAAGGAUGGUGUUAGUUCAUGUCGGAUAUUUGGUUCUUCCUGUCUUUGGCUCUGUGAGAAAUAGAGGAUCUCAUUUUAACAGGCAUCAGCACAGUCAUGCUACCUCUUGCCGGCAUUUCCACGUUGGCCCCCAGGCCCAGAUCCCUGUUGAUUUCCCAAUGCCCCAUCCAGGACAAUCUCAGACGGGAAUGAGCCAUCACCUCGGCCCCGCACACCAGCCAGCCGCGCCGUUACAUCCACCCCUCAACCACAUACCAGCACCACCGUUCCAGGACAUCCCGCCCCCGCCCUUCCUACCUCAGGCUUUACACCAGCAAUACCUCAUCCAGCAGCAGAUCCUGGAGGCCCAGCACAGGAGGAUACUUCCACAGCCCAGCAGACAUGCUCCAGACCGAACCCUUCCCCAUCCGCAGACGCUGCGGCCGCCGUAUGAAUACCCUCCAUCCAUUCACAUUCCCCCACCGCCGCAGCAGCCGCGCUACCUUGCCGAAGGAACAGACUGGGAUCUGAGUGUGGAUCCAGGCCUGCCGCAGUACCACGUCUCUCCCCUCACUCAACAUUAUCAGCAUUACCUGACCUCUCCACGACUGCACCACUUCCCCAGGAACACCACCUCAGCACAAGUGGUCAGUCUGUAACUUCUGUACCCACUGCAAUCCAGUAAUUUUCCUUUGUUAUAUGUUAUGGCUCUCCAAAGCCUCAGUCCGUCUCGCCAUGCGUCUGCUGUGCGGGAGAGUUACGAGGAGCUCCUGCAGUUGGAGGACAGGCUGGGCAAUGUGAACAGAGGGGCUGUGCAGACCACCAUCGAGAGGUUUACCUUUCCUCACAAGUAUAAAAAGAGAAGACCACUAGAGCUGAAGAUCAGCAUGGAUGAAGAAGAGCUCGACACGGAUGAGAAAUGCACAAUAUGCCUCUCGAUGCUUGAAGACGGAGAGGACGUCAGGAGAUUACCCUGCAUGCACCUCUUCCAUCAGGCUUGUGUUGACCAGUGGCUGGCAACCAAUAAGAAGUGUCCCAUCUGCAGGGUAGACAUUGAGACGCAGUUGUCCCCCGAUAGCUGAUGUCUUGUGUAGCACUAGCUAAAAGUCCUAUUGUCUUUCUUCGUCCCUUCGUGGGUACUUUGCCAAAUGUGUGUCAUCUCCAUCACCUCUCACCUCUGACCUUUGCCUUCUGAGCCAACUGACGAUGUAGAACGGGGAAGAUGAAUAGCGUUGAAGACAGAGUCCAGCACAUGGAGAAGAACGAGUGUCGAUGAAGAUGGUUUCAGUCAAAGUGCUCUGUAUGUGUGUGUGUUUAGAGCGGCAAAUGCCGCUCGGAACAUUUCUGAAUGAUCUCAAAUGAAGACCAACCAAAUGUUCUCAGUGUUCAGUAGGUCACAGAUGACGCAUCACAGCAUGAACACCACAAAGUCCAACAUAUUACACGUGGCUGGUCAUGAACUUUAAACGUAGUUGAACGAAUCAUUUGUGAAAAAAACAAAAACAACGGGAAUCAAAGUCAUUAGCGAAUGAGAGAAGCGUAAGAGUAGAACAAUGACCCUGUAUUUAAAAAGCUCCGCCGUCGUGUCUGUAAUUAUCGGAGUUGAUGCUUGACCUCCGUAUGUAUCCGUAAGGCCAGGCUUGAUAUGAACCGUGACAGUCCGCAUUUUGUGCUCGUGAUGCCUCCGAUGCUUAGAAACGUAUCCACCAAAUGCAUGUUGAAGCGGGAGGCCGGGGUUCUUCUGACGAGAGGUCGACGUGCAUGAGGACGUUUCCCGCGCGAUGUUCUACUAAUCCUGAAGACACUGUGUUCUCGAUGCGUCACUAGGAGUGAAAUAUGUACCUUAAUGCCUGUAGCACAAGCACACGUUGAAUAGUAACGGCAUAACUCCGUGUUUCCAUUCUCUCUGUGACUCGUGGUCUCGCUUGGUCGUAAAGCAGCAUCUGUAGAGUCAUAAUGUGCAUGAAACCUGUUUGCCGCCAUUUCUAGAGGACAUGACAAGGGAGUAAAGCCAUUCGUUUUAUAGAAACCAAACAUAACUUUUCUAAGCUGUUCUUCAUGAUCAUGAUUUCUCGUUUGAUUUCUUCUUUUUCCUACUGUUGCCAACCUGUGUGCGGGGCUGGUACAGCUUCUCGGCAAGUAGCUGCAAUGCUGGAAAAAACAAACAAACAAGUAGUUUUUUUGUCGUCAAUGUAGUUAGUGGUUAUUUUUGUAAAUGCACUCACUUUCUGAUGGGGUCGUGUGAUUGUUUCUCUUUCCGUGCUUUUGCAUUUGCACUCAGUUUCCUUGCGUAUCGUGCACUCCGUCCAAAAAACAAACAAAAAAAGAGAAGAAACUAAAAAACAAACAAACAAGGGAACAGACUUUUUAACAGCACAGUUUCUUUGCGUAACGAUAGCUGUUGCCUCACUGACCACUUUAAAUGUACGUGACUGUUUUUCGUAGCAUUUCAGAUGUCUUUGUAGUGUGUUCGACGAAAUAACCUUCUUGACUUUGCUUUAGCAACUUUUCCAGAAUUCAAGCAUUCAGCUGCUUGGAGGCUAAAAAGUUGGAAGCGUUUUCUUGUUUGCGAUCACCGUCCGUGUAUCGCGUGAUCUUUUCUCAUCGUCCGUCUGCGUUUUAUAGUUUACACAUGAUAUCGUGCGUCGAAAUGCCUUAAGUAUUUAACAAUCAUUAUUUAUGACUAACUUUACCUACUAUGGGUGCGUAUUUAAGUUCCGAACUAGUAUCGCAAUGUAAUCGGUCGGUUUAUUUAUUUCCGUCAGCGUAACGUGUGUAUAAAUACCUCAUUGUGCUAUACUUUAAUGGGAGUGCUUUGCAUGCGGUUGUACUUUAGGGGGCAUAAGUGUCAAAACAAGCUAAACCCCCCCCCCCCCGAGGGCGUGCUAGUAUGUGGUGCUGUAGUUUUCUUGGUUACAUUCCAUUAAUGCAAUUUCAGAUGUGAGCUCGUAGGCAAACUGUUCAAUGGACUGGAAUUGUUUUGCAUGUCUCUCCUGGUUUUGCACUCUCGGCUUUGCUGGCCUCCUGCGAACAUCGUCCGCUCGUCUCGUCGCUCUGAACCGAGCCGGCGAUUCCAGGCCGUGAAUCUGUUUUCAGUGUUUUCAGUAGUGAGGAGUGAGUUCAGCGCUUACUGUGAUUGAUUAUAGCUUUGUCUUGUGCCCAUCUGGCUUUAACUUUCGAUUACAGCCGGCCAUUUAACGCUGUAUUUUUAAUCGGGAUUUAAAGUGAUGCUUAUUCUUCCCAUAAGUAGCAGAUUUCCUUUACUUUUCUUUACGUAUCGGUACUUCAUAAGAGGGGCUUUAAAAGUCUGAAUGCAGGUCGUGUUUUGGUACAUUCUAGUGUAGCUGCCGUACGUUCAUCAUAUUCCGCGAUUUUAGCUCAUCAGGUUAUUCAGCUUCGAUCCCCCAAAUAUCAAUCUGCCAAUACAGCGUUGUGUUUCAAAGUAGAAACACACCAAUACCGCAGAUGACUCUUAUUUCUGAUGAAAUAAGCGUUUUUCCUGCCAUACGAAACACGCUGUACCUGGAAUACUCGUUUUUUUUUCUACACACUUAGAAAUCGUUGCACCGAAAUAGACAAAAAAAAAAAAAAAAGAAGAACAAUGGCUUUAUAUUUUACGAUUUGUGUUUCUAGCCUGUGUAGCCUUAAAGUCUCUUGAUUUGAUCCAUCUCUCCAGCAGAUUUUGGACAUAAGCAAUAGUAGUAUCAUGUUUUCGCUAACAGACUGAACCGUAGAUCCUAAAGCACAAGCUCUGUAAUGCAUGUCUUUCUCAGGUUUUAAUAUGCGUAUGAGAAUGGAUACAUAUGUUAAAAUAUUUUACCAUAAAUAUUUCUGAUGUUUUUCUGCUGCUGAC
Messenger RNA from Cyprinus carpio (common carp), 5329 nucleotides. It is a transcript of the gene ark2cb, whose product is annotated as ring finger protein 165b. The transcript has 8 exons. NCBI's taxonomy places the organism in Eukaryota, Metazoa, Chordata, Actinopteri, Cypriniformes, Cyprinidae. The record is from RefSeq and is a predicted model, not a curated record. Gene Ontology annotation, molecular function: ubiquitin protein ligase activity; zinc ion binding.